Babesia microti strain RI is the source of this 594-nucleotide messenger RNA. Its product is annotated as vacuolar protein sorting 29. Gene Ontology annotation, biological process: retrograde transport, endosome to Golgi; intracellular protein transport. Gene Ontology annotation, cellular component: endosome; retromer complex. The record is from RefSeq and is a predicted model, not a curated record. Lineage: Eukaryota; Apicomplexa; Aconoidasida; Piroplasmida; Babesiidae. Bases 1 to 594 code for a protein of 197 amino acids. The transcript is spliced from 2 exons.
AUGAAUGAAACGGAAUUUAUUCUAAUUCUUGGUGACAUAUACACACCUUCAAGAGCCCUUUGUAUACCAAAUCAAUUCAAAGAAUUGCUGAGGAAUAACAAGAUUUCAGCUGUAUUUUGUACUGGCAACUUAGGUUCUGAUGAUGUAAAGGAGGAACUUGAGAAUAUAUCCACAAAUUUGUACAUAACCAAGGGGGAUUUUGAUAUGAAUGAUGAAUAUCCAGAAUAUUUGAAUGUCAAAAUAGGGGAAUUCAACUUUGGCAUGAUUCAUGGACACCAAAUUGUGCCUUGGGGGAAUUUUGAUUCAUUAAGAGCUAUAGCGAUACAACUAAAUUGUGAUAUAUUAAUUUCAGGUCAUACCCAUGAACUAUCUGUUAUCACCAAAUCCGAUAGAUGUUAUAUUAACCCCUCAACAUGCACCGGAGCCUAUCAGCCCUGGUCCCCAAAUCCCAUCCCUUCGUUUGUGCUGCUAGCUGUUACUGGCGAUCAAAUAAUGAUAUACACGUAUCAAAUCGGGUUAGGGAUUGAUAAUGACGGGAAGCCGAAUGUUAAUAUGGUAAAGUGGUCCAAGAACAAUAGAAGAAUGGAUCCUUAA